Adineta ricciae is the source of this 717-nucleotide messenger RNA. NCBI's taxonomy places the organism in Eukaryota, Metazoa, Rotifera, Eurotatoria, Adinetida, Adinetidae. The record is from the annotation of a GenBank genome assembly.
AUGAGUUCAUCAGAAGAAGUUUCUUGGAUAUCUUGGUUUUGCGGUCUGCGCGGAAAUGAAUUCUUCUGCGAAGUCGACGAAGAAUACAUUCAAGAUAAAUUCAAUCUAACAGGACUGAAUGAGCAAGUUCCACAUUAUCGACAAGCACUGGAUAUGAUUCUUGAUCUUGAACCAGAUGAUGAACUUGAUAACCAAGAUAAUCCCAAUCAAUCAGAUUUAAUUGAGCAAGCUGCGGAAAUGUUAUAUGGUCUUAUUCAUGCUCGAUACGUUUUAACUAACAAUGGGAUUGCUCAAAUGCUAGAAAAAUUUCAAAAUGGCGAUUUUGGUCUCUGUCCUCGCAUCUACUGCGACAAUCAGCCCAUGUUGCCAAUCGGCUUAUCAGAAAUACCUGGCGAAGCGAUGGUCAAGCUCUAUUGUCCGAAAUGUUUGGAUGUUUACACACCGAGAAGUUCACGUCAUCAUCAUACGGAUGGAGCAUAUUUUAGCACAGGUUUUCCGCACAUGCUAUUCAUGGUUCAUCCAGAGUAUCGACCAAAACGGCCAACAAAUCAAUUUGUUGCUCGUCUCUACGGCUUUAAAAUACAUUCAAUGGCAUAUCAAUUGCAAUAUCAAGCUGCUGCAAAUUUCAAACAGCCAGCUUCAGGUUCAGGCAUUCCAAAUACUGCCGGCGGUGGUGGCACAACGACAAGCACUACUCGUCCUGCUCUUAAAGAUUAA